Messenger RNA from Dermacentor andersoni, 882 nucleotides. RefSeq lists its product as uncharacterized. The record is from RefSeq and is a predicted model, not a curated record. NCBI's taxonomy places the organism in Eukaryota, Metazoa, Arthropoda, Arachnida, Ixodida, Ixodidae.
UUGCUGUCAAUGACAAGCUAGCUGGUUUGGAUGUUGUCAUUGUGCACGUUGGCACUAAUAACACUGUUGACAGUGUCAGCGUGUGCAAGGACAAGUAUCGCCAGCUCACUCAGGGGAUCAUUGAAAGAAAUCCUAUGGUGCAUGUAGCUUUUUCUGACAUUCUUCCUCGGGGGCAGAAUCAGUACAGCUCAUGGGAAGCUCAGUCCUCUUGGUUGCAUGACUUGAAUGAUAACUACAUAAAGAUUAACACUGCCCUGAUGCAGUACUGCCACGAAUGCGGCUACCCAUUCCUGGGUGGUCUCGUUGACAACUGGCCCAGUUACCUGAGCAGAGAUGAUGUCCACCAGAGCGGCUUUGGUAACAAGGUGCUGGCAGACUUCCUGUACCAGGGGGCCUGCACCCUGUCCAUCCAUCUGGAGAGAAGCCGCAUCCAGCAGUCCUACAAGGAGACCCAGGCACCUUCAUGGACCAGUUGGACUCGGCAGGACAGCAUCCCUGCCAUCUCCGAGGCUGACUUUCCCCCGCUUGAACUGGCACUCCUGUAAAGAAAUGUGGGUACAUGCAUAUCGGCAGAAACUUCCUACAUUUGGUAAUAACACGAAUAAUCGCAUUGAGUGUCACAAUCAAAAGAUUAAAAGUUAUCUCACUUCAAGCAUGCAUUUGGUUCAAGCCAUAGAAGCAUUAGUAAGUUAUAUCGAGAAGGAUUCCUUAUCUCUAAAAUUUUCCAAGUUUAAGGAAAUGAAGCUGAACCAAAAUGUAAAUGAUGUCAGUGAGCCAUUUCACUAGACUUGGCCCGUAAUUGCACUUCUGAGGCCACAAGUAAAGUAGUUGAGCAGUAUGAACGGUUUAAAGAAGUAGGUUAUCUGGUUACUUCCAUUGCUA